Molecule: messenger RNA, 1317 nt
Organism: Meriones unguiculatus (Mongolian gerbil)
Lineage: Eukaryota; Metazoa; Chordata; Mammalia; Rodentia; Muridae
Product: zinc finger protein 431-like
Exons: 4
Coding region: 74-385 (103 amino acids)
Biological process (GO): regulation of DNA-templated transcription
Source: RefSeq, a predicted model, not a curated record
CAGGUGGCUUUUCUGAUAUGAGAUAGAGAUUUUGGAUGGUUCUUUAGCAAUCACAUCGAGACAAUUUGCACUUAUGUCUUUAGGAGGCAGAAGAGACAACAUGAAGAAUUCAGUGACCUACAAUGAUGUGCUUGUGGAAUUCAGCCAAGAAGAGUGGGCUUUGCUGGAACCUUCCCAGAAGCAACUCUACAAAAAUGUGAUGCUAGAGACUUACAACAAUCUCACUGCUAUAGGCUACAACUGGGAAGACCAUGAUAUUGAAGAACAUUUUCAAAGUUCUACAAGUAAUAGGAGCCAUGGCUAUCUUAGACUUACUUGGUGGACCAACCUGACCUCAAAAUCACACUUAUGUGCCUGCUUCUGCCUCCACGAGUGCUUGGAUUAAAGGCAUGUACCAGCACACCUGGCUGUGUCCUAGAAGUUUUAAAGAAAAGUAACAGUGUAAAAACAGCACUGCUUUAUGUGUACUGAUGAUCAUAAAAAUCUCACAAUUCCUUGUACUUCAAUGUCAGGUAUCUGGUUUGUGUUUGCAAGGCACUAUCCUAAGAAAGAAGACAAUAAAAUAAUGCUGUAACAGAUAAUAUCAUUUGAAUCAUAUGGACAUUACAGCUACUCAGUUGAACUUCAAACUCUGUUUAGUCUCAGUCUAUGUACUCAGAUAUUUUAAGAGGUAUACAAAUUGAAUAGGUGAUCAGUACAUUGCUAAAACCUUCUAAUAAGCAAACAUUUCAUAGUACAAAUAGUGUUACUCAUAUUCUUGAAGUAACAUUGUAAAGUUUAGUGAAAGGAGCAGCUUAUGAGAGUCAAGAAUAUUGUUGUGAAGAAAUCUUAAUCAAUAUAUCACAUGUCUAUGAUGAACAAAAUUCAAACUGUGUUAAUUCAAUAUGGAAAUCUCUUAUUAUUCUUUUAAUUUAAAUAUGUAUAUCAUAUGUCACAAUGGUUCCAAGCCAAAUGAGCAUAGGGAUAUUGAAAGAAACAAUCUACCUCUCCUUCUCCAACAACAACUAGAAGUUUUGUAGUAGUUUCCACUGUGAGUAGAUUUUUCUGAAUGUGAUACAAUAUAACUGUUAAUUGGUUUUGCAAUUUCAGUGAGAAUGCACCAGCAAACUCACACUGCAGAAAAUACUUAUGAAUACUAGGAAUUUGAAAAUUUUUCUGCUUGUCCUGGUUCACUUUGCAAAUUAAGUAUCAUUCAUACUGUACAAAAAUUUUGAACGUGAUUGCUGUCGUAAAGCUCUGAGUUCUUACAAUAUUCUUCAUAAGUACAAAAAAAACAACCUUAUAGAGAAAUGAUGCUAUGAAAGUGAUCCAUGUAAC